Molecule: messenger RNA, 2421 nt
Organism: Rhodotorula toruloides NP11
Lineage: Eukaryota; Fungi; Basidiomycota; Microbotryomycetes; Sporidiobolales; Sporidiobolaceae
Product: RRM/R3H domain containing protein
Exons: 6
Coding region: 1-2421 (806 amino acids)
Molecular function (GO): RNA binding
Source: RefSeq, a predicted model, not a curated record
AUGUCGUCCCCCGUCUCCCCCUCCGCUCCCUCUCCGCACUCCAACCCCUCCUCCUCGUUGAACGACCGCUUUGACCGCCUCGCGCUCGGUGACGCGUCUGAUGGGAAAGGGAUGGGGCUGGGGAUACCGGCGUUUGGAGGGUUAGGCGUACCCGGCGCAGGAGCAGGAGCGGGAGGAGCGGCGGGGGUGAGGAAGCAACGCUCCCAACGCUUCACGGUCCCGACCUCCUCCUCGCACCCCUCCUCUUCAUCCUACGCUCCCCCUCCCGUCCCAUCACUCCCCUACCUCCCUCCACCGCCGCCCGUCUCAACCCAAACCGCCUCCUCCUUCCUCCCUCCUCACACCUCCUCCUCCUCAGACUACACAACCUACUACUCGACCUCCACCUCCCCGACCCACCCCAACUCGAACUCGGAUUACUCACUCGUCGCUCCGCCCAUCCCAGCAAACUUGAUCACGCCCGAGUUUUUGCAGAGCCCGACGGGCAUGAGUCCGUAUCCCGGACCGAGUUUCGCGCAGGUUCAGCAGCAGGCGCAGGGCGUCGGAGCUGGGAUGCAGAGAGCGUGGAGUGGAGGGUCUGGGUCGGUGGUUUCGCCUGUUGGAGCGGGGGCGGGGGAGAAGGUGUUUGAUGAGAGGGGGGAAGAGAUCAUCGAGACGGCUAUCGUGAUCAAGUCGAUUCCGUUCGCCUGUCCGCGCGAGCAGCUUCUCGCCAUCAUGGCCUCGCUCGCCCUCCCCGCCCCCUUCGCUUUCAACUACCACUACGCCGCCGAAGACCCUACCUCCUUCCGCGGCCUCGCCUUCGCCAACUUCCGCACCCCCUCCGAAGCGUCUAUCGUCCGCGCAGCAAUGGACGGCCUCGAAGUGAUGGGACGCAAGUUGCGCGCCGAGUUCAAGAAGGCCCUCAAGCCGGGGGAGAAGGAGGCGAUCGAGAGGACCAAGGCGUUGAAGAGGAUGAGGAGCGCGCAGUUGCUUGCGGCUGGGGCGAACCCGAGUUCGUUCUUUGGUGGAGGAGGGGCGCAAGGUCCGCCGAGUGGGUGGAACAGGAGAGAAGCGAGUGCGCCCGGCGGGUACGGCGGAGGAUGGGGCGGACCCGGCGGACUCGAACACGACUCGGAAGACUACGGUCGACAGAUCCACAAUGGCGCGUAUUCCUCUCACGGCACCUUCGGUCGCCGAGACUUCCUCCCCGCCCCGCCUGUCCCGCCCAUGCCUUCGUAUGUUCCCCCGCCUCCUCCGCCGGAGCUGAGCUACUCCAGCUCGAGUCCGCCGACUACUAGUGCGGAUGGGAGCGAUGUCGGAACGAGUGUGAGCUUGAGGAUGGAGAGGGAGAGCUCGGAGGGUGGGAGUGAGGAAGGUGGGAAGGAGCUCAACAUGAACGACCCGCAAACCCUCGAACUCUACUCGCGCAUCCUCCUCUUCUCUUCCGACUCGUUCCGCGACGAGCUCAGUUUCUCGCGCUCGCUCUCGCCUCACCAGCGUCGUACCGUGCACCUCAUCGCGAAGAAGCUGGGACUCGAGCACAAGAGCUUGGGAGAGGAGGGAGAAGCGAGGUAUGUGGUUGUUUGGAAGAAGGGGACGGCGGGACCGGUCGAACAGACAAAGAAGCCCCUCCGCCAGACCGUCUCGACCGCCGCUCUCCGCCGAGUCGCCUCUCGCGACACGGUUCUCUCGAACGGCUCACUGCCGCGCAGCGCGACGCCGUCCUCCGCUGCGCCCGGCUCGGGCUACACGCCCUCCUUCGCCAUGCCCUCGAGCCAGUCCUCCGGCUCCCUCCUCUCGCCAACCGCUACCGCAGCCGGUCUGCGCGGGAAAAAGUCGAUGCCGGAUUUGCGCUUCCCCUCGUCCAACUCGCAUGGCUCGCACUCGCGCCAAUCGCCCACCUCUUCCUCCUCUUCUCGCUCGCCGUCGCCUUACUCGACCGAAGUCCCGCCUCCCAUGCCUUCGAGCGUCUCGCUCUCGGCCAACCUCGCCGCAUAUGCGAACGGUACGGGCUACAUCUCGAGCAGCGCCUCGACGCCCAGUCUCGCGGCUUUCGGGCAGCCUGGACUCGGAGGAGGCAUUACGAGGUCGUAUUCCAACCUGCGCGUCGGCGGCAUCGAGUCGGACGACCGCUUCGCAGACGACUUGACGUCUCCCUCGUCAUCGUCGGCGUACAAGACCAUCUCGUCGUUCCCUUCCUCCGGAAGCGCCUCAGCCGCAGGCGGCUCGAACCCCUCGUCGAGCUUCACCUCGCCUUCGCCGCGCAAGACGCGCGAGAUCCCCUCGGUCCAGUCGCUUUUCGCAGCGCCACACGUCAACGGCGCAGACGUCUCGAGCGCGCCGAGUACGCCGGCGAGGGAGCGCGAGGCGAGGGACUUGUUCAACGGCGGCGGCGGGGCGGGACCUGUUGGUGGCGGACUCGAGUGGAGGAGGCGAGUCUGA